CUCACCCCAUGCCAAUCCCCCUCUCCACACUUUUUGCCUCCUUUCUCACGCCACACUCGGACGGGACACACAGCCGCGCGAUGGAGUCGGAAGGCAGCCAGAGUAACCUGUCCUCAUCGGACUCUCCCCACGAUCCCUGCAAAAUGUUCAUCGGUGGUCUGAGUUGGCAGACUACGCAAGAGGGUUUGAAAGACUAUUUCUGCAAGUUUGGUGAAGUGAAAGAGAGCAUGGUGAUGAGAGAUCCAGUUACAAAGCGUUCGAGGGGUUUUGGAUUUGUCACAUUUGUUGACCAAGCCGGUGUGGACAAUGUUUUGGCCCAGAACAGACAUGAGCUGGACUCAAAAACUAUUGACCCGAAAGUUGCCUUCCCACGGCGAGCCCAGCCUAAGUUGGUGACUCGGACAAAGAAAAUCUUUGUUGGAGGCCUGUCGGUGAACACAACUAUUGAAGAUGUAAAACAGUACUUUGACCAGUUUGGAAAGGUGGAUGAUGCAAUGCUUAUGUUUGACAAAACAACCAACAGGCACAGAGGGUUUGGAUUUGUGACUUUUGAGAAUGAAGAUGUAGUGGAGAAAGUCUGUGAGAUACACUUCCACGAGAUCAACAGCAAGAUGGUGGAGUGUAAGAAGGCCCAACCCAAGGAAGUGAUGUCACCCACAGGCUCUUCAAGAGGUCGUGCUCGUGUCAUGCCCUACGGGAUGGAUGCCUUCAUGCUUGGCAUAGGAAUGCUAGGUUAUCCAGGGUUCCAGGCAGCAACGUAUGCCGGUCGCAGCUAUACUAGUCUUACACCAGGAUACACAUAUCAGUUUCCUGAAUUCCACUUAGAGAGGACCCCCCUCCUGACAUCACCUCACCCCUCUGAGCUCACAGCCAUUCCUCUAACGGCAUACAACCCCAUGGCGGCCGCCGUAGCAGCAGCAGCUAUGGUUAGAGGCUCCACUCCUCGCUCAGCUGGGUUUUUAGGUACCAGCAGUCCUGGGCCGAUGGCAGACCUGUAUGGAACGGCCAAUCAGGACUCAACAGUCAGCAGCUAUAUCAGUGCUGCAAGUCCUGCACCAAGCACUGGAUUUAGCCACAGCCUUGGGGGCCCUCUGAUUGCUACGGCAUUUACUAAUGGCUACCACUGAUAUGUAAUAUGAGUAAUAGGUACAAUAAGGUUCUUUGUUCCUACGUCUUCCCUAAGUCUUAAGGAAAGAUUUUUAAAGUGUGUUCUGAUUGGUUUCAAUCAGAUAUAAUGGAUGCACUCUAUGUGCCGCAGGGUUUAUUUUUAUUUUCUCAAGCUGUCUUUAAAUGUUUUUUUUUAUCAGAUGGAUCAGCCCUACGCCAGACUCAUACUGAUGUGAUGGCGGCUGCAACACUAUUAAUGUGAUGUGACAUAUUUACUGUCUUAUCAUUCUCAUAUCAACUAACCUCCUCUCUUUUUGCAUCUUUCUGUUUAUGUUUUUCUCUUAGUUGUUUGAGGUUUUGUCUUUUUUGUGAUUACUUUAUAUACAUGCUCCUGCAGGCAUGUUGUAGGUUUGUAAUUGUAGAAACAUCUUUCCACUCUUUAAGAGCAAUAAUCUGUGUCUGAACUAUGGAUCUUUGUAGCGUUGAACUAAGACUAAAUCGGUUUCAGAUGCAUUUGGUACAUUUUUUACAGAAGAAUAUAGUGAUAUCCAAUUGUAUAUUUUGUUAGCUUUGCAACUGGACUUACUACAUUGAUAAUGAAAUAAGUAGUAAUUUUAACAAGAACAUAUUUCUCAGACUUAGAUUCAACCUUGUUUUAGGUUUUUUUGUUUUGUUUUUGUGUAAAAUAUUGUACAUACUGUCUUUUUGAUCUUGGUGAGAUCUGUAUUCCAUUGUGGGAUACAUCUGUCAGUGUGAUUAUGAAUGAGUUUUUUACACUCAAGAACAACAACACCUGAUAGUCUUUGUGUUUAAAAAGUUAUGUAUUUUUCAUGAUUUGAUGAACUUGAACUUGUUUUAUUUUGUUCGUUGUGUUUUUGAUGAAAGAAGGCAAUGUGAAUGAUUCAACUAUUGAAGGAGUGUGUGUGUGUGUGUGUGAACGAGUGAGUAAGUUAGUGAGUGUGUGUGUGUGUGUACGCAGGUUAAAUGCUGGUUGCAAGAGAAUGAGUGCAUGCUGUCAUGAUUGAAUGUAUUAUCUUUAGUAAGAUGAUUUAAAAUGUGAAUUUUAACCCCCCUGUCCCUCAUGUCCAUAAUUUUACAUUACUUUUACCAAGUUUAUAUACAUAACACAGAUGCAUUCAUCUCUUUUAGAGGUUUAAAGUCUUGUAAUAAUUGGAGAAUACAUUUCUUUUCAUUAAAGAUUCACAACUGGUAAAUAUAACACUAAUAUAACAACACUGUUUAUGAAGUAAACAGGAUGACUGUUUAUAAUCAAAAGUAUUAUUGGUUCUUGUUUGAAGCCUGACCCUCUCUGAAAAAAAUUACAAAGUAAACUUGGAAAUUGUGAGGGGAAAAAAACAUAUUUCAAAUAUCAGUGACACUUUAGAAAUUAUACUUGACUUAAAGUUGUAUACAGUGAGUCACAGCACACCAGACGCAAUGCCUUUUUUAUUUACAUCACCUGUUGCUGCACCGCAUAAGAGAUUAUACUCAAAACCACCCACACUCUGUCAUUGAUUCCCUCUUCUGAAAGCAGGCACUGAACACCCCCACAUAUAAAUCUCUAUUCCUAAUGCAUUGGAGGUUUAAAAAAAAAUACAAUGAAACAAAAGAUUUCUAUCAGGGUGAACCACAUCAUACGACUUGUGCAUUAAGUCUCCAAAUGGUGUUGCAUAGGAAAUAACGCAUGCUAGUCUUUUUCGAUACCACACAUUUUGUCUGUUCCAUCAAUAAAUUGUUUA
Molecule: messenger RNA, 2846 nt
Organism: Xyrauchen texanus (razorback sucker)
Lineage: Eukaryota; Metazoa; Chordata; Actinopteri; Cypriniformes; Catostomidae
Product: RNA-binding protein Musashi homolog 1-like
Exons: 14
Coding region: 9-1127 (372 amino acids)
Cellular component (GO): cytoplasm
Molecular function (GO): RNA binding
Source: RefSeq, a predicted model, not a curated record